UUAUUUUUGGGUUGUUGGCCCGGGGGGCUGCUGACAGAGCAGAUCCAGCUGAAAACAGCUUGAGGGGUUUUCAGAGAAGAUCAGGGACAUAGACACAUGCAAGAGAGGGAUUGGCCCAUGAAGACUCCAAAAUGACCAGUAAAGUAAUGGACCUGAUCUACUGGAAGGAUAUGGAGCGGACAGGGAUGGUGCUCACAGGAUUGGUGGUGGGACUGCUGUCCCUGUUUCAGCUGAGCAUCAUCACUGUAGUGUCCACGCUCUCCCUGGCCAUCAUGUGCUUCACCAUCUCAGUCAGAAUCUAUUACAAACUGCUGCAAGUGCUCCAGCUGGGAGAUGGAGCUCACCCUUUCCAGUCAUAUCUAGAGUUGGACAUCAGUUUAAGUGGGGAAGAGGCUCAGCACUACAUGCAGAAGGCCAUUGUGCUGUCCUUCUCUGCCGUCGACGCACUGAGGAACCUCAUCUUUGUGGGCAACCUGUUCAACUCACUUAAGUUAUUGUUGCUGAUGUAUCUGGUCACGUUCCUGGGAAACCUCUGCAAUGGCCUUACCUUGCUCAUCAUUGGUGUGAUUGCUGUCUUCUCUGUCCCUCUGUUUUACACAAAGCACCAGGACAAAGUGGACAGCUGCUUUAUAGCAGUGCAAGCCCAUAUUGACAACAUAAAGGACUUCCUUCAUCGCCUGGCCCAGGGUGGCGGACCACCCUCCGACCCCACUCCCGGUGGAGCUAAACCCAAAGCCCAUUGAGACCCCUCUCAGAGGAGGAGGAGCUACACACUGUCACUCAAAAAUGUCUUAAAUAGCAGUUUGUCCUCUGAGUCCCGCCUCUUGCAGCAGUGGGGGAGGGGCUAAUGACACAGGGGCCUUACAUAAGAGGAGAUACGGAUUUAAGGGAGGACCACGCAAAGAACAAUCUUGGAUGAAAAUCAAAGGCUUUGGAAUUCGGAGAAGUUAAAGACAUUUUCAUUUCCACAUUUCAGUGUCAGUUUGAGUGUAUGAAUGAAACAGACCAUUAAGAUACUUGAGCCACCCGUACAAUAAUAGCCCCUUGAGACUUAUCUGAAUGAACAUGGAUGACUUCAGUGAAGUAAAAGGGGCUAGUAUCCAGACUGAAUGCAGUUCGCCUGCCAGAAACAUAAUGCAGGACCAGUAUUCAUUGUAUUGGUGUGUAUAUGUGUGUGUGUGUGUGUGUGGGCAGCUUAAGCCUGUUAAAGUUCCUAAGAGCUAUUAAAACCACAAUGUUAUUUUCUUUUCCAAUG
Carassius carassius (crucian carp) is the source of this 1255-nucleotide messenger RNA. Its product is annotated as reticulon-2-like. Bases 132 to 743 code for a protein of 203 amino acids. NCBI's taxonomy places the organism in Eukaryota, Metazoa, Chordata, Actinopteri, Cypriniformes, Cyprinidae. The record is from RefSeq and is a predicted model, not a curated record. The transcript is spliced from 7 exons.